Messenger RNA from Drepanopeziza brunnea f. sp. 'multigermtubi' MB_m1, 5436 nucleotides. NCBI's taxonomy places the organism in Eukaryota, Fungi, Ascomycota, Leotiomycetes, Helotiales, Drepanopezizaceae. The record is from RefSeq and is a predicted model, not a curated record.
AUGGCGCAACGACGCAAUGAUGGAUCUCUAUCUCCAACUUCAAGAAGCUCGCGUUCAGGAUCUCCUGUACGCGGGAAUAGCUCGGCUACCAAUGCAUCGGCGGCCGUACGGCAAUCAGGUCUGCGAAGUGUGGUGAGCUCCGGGGCGAUAUCGCAGGCCUCUCGCGAUUUCUUACACAGUCUGCCAAAUGGGAAGGGCAAGGGGAAGGAGAAGCAGUUUGAAGAGGCCGCGGACUAUUUGAAUGAAGGGAUCCCACAUGAGCGAGUGCAAAAUGGAAUGGCCGAUGCUUCCCUCACUUAUCCGCUCUCCUCUCCAGCAAUGAAGGAACCUGGGCCUGUUCCGCAAGAUCAAGUGGGUGGCACGUCUACCCCUCCAGGCCGGAGGAGUGUACAAUUCAGGAGACGAGAACUUGCCGCGGAUAUUUCGGGACAUUCAAGAAACGAGUCAUGGGAGGAUGCAGAAACGCCAAAGGACAAGCGUGGACAGUCCCUCAUGUCAAAAUUGAAGGCUCUGGCGUCUCCGAGUAGCUUGCAGACCCAUGGCAGGAGCCCGAACAACACUGCGAACUCCUUCGAAGAGGGGACUGGAUCCGCUCCCCUUUCUCCGACCGCAGAGCGACCCUCGAGAUUUCCGUCGACUUUACAAGAGGAGGAUAGCGAUGCGGACGCUGAUGCAGAGGAAACGGCCGAUGAAGGGAACGCCGAAGAUCCGGUUCGGGCAAAGAAGAAACGCAGAUUCCGAAGACCUAAAGAGGAAUCAAGUAGGGGUCAAACAGCACCGAAUACUCCCAGGGCGCGGAAUAUGGGCCAGACAGAUUCUCCAGUCGGGAGCAGUCGUGGGUUCCCGUUCCUCCAUCGCAGGGCUACGGAUGGAUCAUUGGAACAAAGAGGACAUUUAUCCGAGGGCGAGGGUCGAGACAGACUAAAUGGUCAAAGUGCUUGGAAGCGUGGAAGUUCCUGGAUUGGAGGCAGCCGUGGGUUGAGCUCUGGAGGGCAGCAAGCAGAUAUCGGACUUGAUGGAACUCCAGGACACGCACGAAGGCCAAGCCAUUUUCUGAAGGUGACAGGCUUUGGAGGUGGGCAAAGCGAAGGAGAAGGACAGACUCCAAAGAGACCAUUCUUGGCUGCGGAGCGGGCAACGACAUUCGGUGCUCAAAGGUGGCGAAUGUUGAAGCACGGCUUGAAGCUACUCGGCCAGAAGAAGGAGGAACACAAGGUGGACUUUUUAAAAUCGGCCGAGUUGAUGGCGGAACUACGAGCCGGGGCACCAGCUGCGCUCAUGCUGGCUAGCAUGAUCCAACGCGAUGAGCAUGGCAACAAGCGAAUACCUGUUCUCCUUGAACAGCUCAAACUACAUAUCACCGAUAGUAGAUCGAAUAUUGAAGACCCUACUGAAAGUGAACGCCACCUAGUGUUUCGAAUCGAGCUCGAAUACGGCAGCGGCCUGAAUCGCAUGAGAUGGAUCAUUCACAGAUCAUUGAGAGAUUUUGCCAAUUUGCAUUUGCGUUACAAACUCCAAGGAAGUAGCGACAAGUACAUACAAUUGCGAAGUGACAUCGAUUCGAGACCUAAGCAACCGAGAUUCCCAAAAUCCGCUUUUCCUUAUUUCAGAGGUGUACGAGGCCUGGGUGAGAGCAGCGAGGAGGAGGCUGAGAAUGUUCGCGCAGACGAGACCGUCGGGGAGGCAACCCAUAGCGAGACAGAGCGGAAGAAGAAGAAGAAGCGAAAGCCUGCUAUGAAUCCUCGGAAAUCGAGCGUCGCCGGGCCAGACUUUGGUGCAAGUCAUGCUGAGGGAGGCUUGGCUACGUCUCAGCAAACCAAACUGUACAACGAAAGACAGCGGAGACGACUGGAACAAUAUCUACAAGAAAUGAUUCGAUGGCUCAUUUUCAGAGCAGAUAGCAAUCGACUCUGCCGGUUUCUUGAGUUAUCUGCUUUGGGAGUUCGACUGGCCGCGGAAGGAAGCUAUCAUGGAAAGGAAGGCUACUUGGUCAUUCAACCUGCAAAUGGUUUGAAUUUCCGCAAGCUCGUAACGCCACAGAAGAUUUUCUCUCGACACUCUCCCAAGUGGUUCUUGGUCAGACACAGCUACAUUAUCUGCGUUAAUUCCCCCGAAAAUAUGCACGUCUACGAUGUCUAUCUUGUAGAUCCGAAAUUUGAGAUCGUAAACAAACACAGCAAGCUAUCCGAGAUUUGCGGGAAAGAGAUAGUAGCUAAGACAGAGGCAAAGGCAAAACAUCCCCAACACCACAGCCUCAAACUGAUCAACUCUGAACGAAAGAUCAAACUGCUGGCCAAGAACGAGCGCCAAUUGAGACAAUUUGAAGAUUCGAUUACUUACAUGUUGAACACUACGCUGUGGGCUAAACCCAAUCGCUUCGGAAGUUUUGCUCCUAUUCGAACGGGUGCUUAUGCUCAGUGGCUUGUCGACGGCCGUGACUACAUGUGGAACGUUUCCCGAGCAAUCAAUCAAGCAAAGGAUGUUAUCUACAUCCACGACUGGUGGCUAAGCCCUCAACUAUACAUGCGGAGACCGGCUGCUAUCAGUCAGAAAUGGCGCUUGGACAGACUUCUCCAGAGAAAGGCCAGAGAAGGCGUGAAAGUCUUCAUCAUUGUCUACCGGAACGUAGAAGCUGCCAUCCCGAUCGAUUCUGAGUUCACCAAAUUUUCCAUGUUGGAUCUUCACGAGAAUAUCUUUGUGCAGAGAUCGCCCAAUCAGUUCAAGAAGAAUCAAUUCUUUUUCGCACAUCACGAGAAAAUUUGUAUCGUCGAUCAUUCGGUUGCAUUUGUUGGUGGGAUUGAUCUCUGCUUUGGUCGCUGGGAUACACCUCAACAUUCUGUCGUGGACGACAAGCCCACCGGAUUUGAGCAGUCAGACCUCCCAAAGGAUGCAGAUCACUGUCAAUUGUGGCCUGGAAAAGACUACUCCAAUCCUCGAGUGCAGGAUUUCUUCGGGCUUCAUGAGCCCUACGCGGAGAUGUACGACCGGUCCAAGACACCCAGAAUGCCGUGGCAUGAUAUUUCCAUGCAGGUUGUUGGUCAACCAGCGCGAGAUUUGACUCGCCAUUUUGUCCAGCGAUGGAAUUACGUUCUGCGAGGACGGAAGCCGACAAGACCUACUCCAUUUCUCCUGCCUCCCCCAGACUAUACCACUGCCCAGCUCGAAGCUUCUGGUCUCACUGGUACCUGCGAGGUCCAGAUCUUGCGAUCUGCUUCCGACUGGUCCUUAGGAAUCACAGAAGUCGAGCAUAGUAUCAUGAAUGCUUAUUGCAAGAUGAUUGAGGAAUCAGAACAUUUUGUGUACAUGGAGAAUCAAUUCUUCAUCACCAGCACGGAAACCAUGAACGUCAAGAUCAUCAACAAGAUCGGGGAUGCUAUUGUGGAACGUGCAAUCCGUGCUUUCAACAAUAACGAGAGCUGGCGCGCUGUCAUUCUCAUUCCACUAAUGCCAGGUUUUCAGAACACAGUCGACGAAGCUGAAGGCACGAGUGUGAGAUUGAUUAUGCAAUGCCAAUUCCGAAGUAUUUCUCGUGGCGAAACGUCAAUCUUUGGACGCUUGAGAGCCCAAGGUAUCGAUCCCGAGGAGUACGUCCAAUUCUACAGUCUGAGAUCAUGGGGUCGGAUCGGACCUCAAAAGAUGCUUGUGACGGAGCAAUUGUACAUCCACGCCAAAGUCAUCAUUGUCGAUGAUCGUAUUGCGCUGAUUGGGUCGGCAAAUAUUAAUGAGAGAUCUAUGCUUGGAAAUCGAGACUCCGAAUGUGCAGCCGUGGUUCGAGAUACCGAUAUGCUGUGGUCGACUAUGGAUGGUGAACCAUACCUUGUGGGACGAUUUGCCCAUACCCUGCGAAUGCGGCUAAUGAGGGAACACCUGGGUCUUGAUGUAGAUGCCGUCCUUGAGGAAGACCGCAAAGCAGAGCUGGACAAGGAAGCGGCCGACUACGAGAACCAAAUGAAUGGAAUAUACCAGGAGUCGGACGAUAGCGAUGAACCGCCACAUCCGAGUGUCGCACAUACUAUUGAUGCUGCCAAUGUCGAGGGGUUACACAGCUUCAAUCAUGAUGUGGACUGGGAGCAGGGCGACAACCCCAACUUGCAAGCUGAAAGUUAUAAACCUGUAACGUCUGAUAAAAGAGUCACUGGUAACCAGCGCCACGCCGCAGAGGUGGAUGGCGAAGGUAACGACCAGUGGGCAGUGGCCCGCCAGACAGGGCAGGACCUUGGUAGAGAUACUGUCUUGGUUGAGGGAGGCCGUGAGGUGCUUCUUAGCGACAUCGCUUCAGAAGGCAAAGGGACACUGGACCACCCAGCAAAACAGCAUACCCGUCGCCAUCAACGGGAGCACCGCGGGAGUCACGAAGAGCCUGGUGGUAAUAACAACCUUCCACCAGCGCCUCGCCUGCCGAGAAGAACAACAGAACAGCUUGGACUUCCUCAGUUAUCUCAACUUCCUGCUCUUCCUACAGUUGAUGACACAGACAUCGGUGGACCACCAGUGUAUAUUGAUUCCUCGGGAAAUUCAGUACCGAAGCCCUUCAACCCAGUCACCGACGACAUCAAACGUGCGCAGGUGGACAAGGACUGUAUGCGAGAUCCCCUGAAUGACUCGUUCUUCGAAAAUACCUGGCGCCAGAUUGCAGAGAACAAUACCAAGAUCUUCCGACGAAUCUUUAGGUGCAAUCCAGAUAAUGAGGUAACCAACUGGCAUGAGUACACUGAUUAUGUGGCCUAUGCCGAACGUUUCGCCCAAGCUCAAGGUGGUGGCAAGAGUACUGAACGGGCAGAGCAGGAGGCCCCUGGCAAGAGUGGUCCCCCAGGGGCAACCUUGGUGGGUCCAGGUGUGGUCUCUCAAGGCCUGAAUCAUCUCGCCGAGAAGGUCCACCACGGGCAAGACAACCACCCGCUAGGAACUGUUGCUGAGAUGGCACAAGAUGCCGAAAUUCGGCAUGCAGAUCGAAUUGACACGUCGGUGGCUAGGGGAGCCGACGUCAAUGGCCAAUUCGAUGGCACAAAUGAGAGGGCUGCAACGGGCAAAGCACAAGUUGAGGCACCGUCGCCGGCUCAACCCGCUGGGGCUGAAACAUUCCCGUCACUCGAUUCCAACCUCCUAAUCCCCCCCGGAACAGAGCACGAGCAGAUAACGCAGCCACAUCGGAAGACGACAUUUUCCUCAUCGACAUCGACGGAGAAGGACAAGAGCCAGACGAACGGAAGUAACGUAGGAAACGGAGGCUCUUUCAAGAAGCGCCGCCGCGGCACUACGAAAAGCCGGCGAGGCUUUUCUGGUAGUGAUGAUCUACUAGACAAGGUGGACGUUGAGGAGCUUCUCAGUCUCAUCCAGGGCCAUCUCGUUGUGUUCCCGCACGACUGGCUCGUCAAGGAAGAACUCAACUCCAACUGGCUGUACCAGGUAGAUCAGGUGGCGCCUCUGCAGAUCUAG